UCCAGCCGGCUCGGCAUGCAGCUGGCGCGGCUGCUGCGGGGCGCCGCCUCGGCCGGGCCGGGACCCGGGCUGCGCGCCUCCCGGCCCAGAGCCAGCCGCAGCCUCACCUCGGACUCGGGCUCUGGCCCUGCGGCCGAAAGCAGCGUUCCGGGCCAAGUGGACUUCUAUGCGCGCUUCUCGCCGUCCCCACUCUCCAUGAAGCAGUUCCUAGACUUCGGAUCUGUGGAUGCUUGUGAAAAGACCUCAUUUAUGUUUCUGCGGCAAGAGUUGCCUGUUAGAUUGGCAAACAUAAUGAAAGAAAUAAGUCUCCUUCCAGAUAAUCUUCUCAGGACGCCAUCAGUUCAAUUAGUACAAAGCUGGUAUAUCCAGAGUCUUCAGGAGCUUCUUGAUUUUAAGGACAAAAGCGCUGAAGAUGCUAAAACUAUUUAUGACUUUACAGACACUGUGAUACGGAUCAGGAACCGACACAAUGACGUCAUCCCCACAAUGGCCCAGGGUGUGGUCGAGUAUAAGGAGAGCUUCGGGGUGGAUCCUGUCACCAGCCAGAAUGUGCAGUACUUUCUGGAUCGUUUCUACAUGAGUCGUAUUUCAAUUAGAAUGUUACUCAAUCAGCACUCUUUGUUGUUUGGUGGAAAAGGCAAAGGAAGUCCAUCUCAUCGAAAACACAUUGGAAGCAUAAAUCCACACUGCAACGUAGUUGAAGUCAUUAAAGACGGCUAUGAAAAUGCUAGGCGUCUAUGUGAUUUGUACUACAUUAACUCUCCUGAACUGGAACUUGGUGAACUAAAUGCAAAAUCACCAGGACAACCAAUACAAGUGGUUUAUGUACCAUCCCAUCUCUAUCACAUGGUGUUUGAACUUUUCAAGAAUGCAAUGAGAGCAACUAUGGAGUACCAUGCCGACAAAGGUGUUUACCCUCCUAUUCAAGUUCUCGUCACACUUGGUAAUGAGGAUUUGACUGUGAAGAUGAGUGAUCGUGGAGGUGGUGUUCCCCUGAGGAAAAUUGACAGACUCUUCAACUACAUGUAUUCAACUGCGCCCCGGCCUCGUGUCGAGACGUCCCGAGCAGUGCCGCUGGCUGGUUUUGGUUAUGGAUUGCCCAUCUCUCGUCUUUAUGCACAGUACUUCCAAGGAGACCUAAAGCUGUAUUCCCUUGAGGGCUAUGGCACAGAUGCAGUUAUCUACAUUAAGGCUCUGUCAACAGAAUCAAUAGAAAGACUCCCAGUGUACAACAAAGCUGCCUGGAAGCAUUACAACACCAACCAUGAGGCUGAUGACUGGUGCGUUCCAAGCAGAGAACCGAAAGACAUGACAACGUUUCGCAGUGCCUAGGUACAUCUGGGACACCUGGAAAAUCCAAACAUGAAUUUUGUACAAAAUUUGGAAGGGAUGGUGUUCAGAACUGCAUUAGACCAAAUACUUCACAUGUCAUUUGCAUAAUUAACUGUUUGGGUAGAGUAAAUGGAAACUGAAUUCCAUUUAUGCCUGUUAAACUUCCUAAAGGAUAAAAUUGUGCCUGUUUUACACUUAUAUUUUCACAGUUAGCUGAGCAUAUUUUUAAACAACUGUGUUUGGGCCCACUUUCCUCUUUAUGGUUGACUUCAGAAGCAUGGAAGUUUUUGGGUUUUUACAGGAAGCUAUGUAGUUUUUAAAAAUACUUUUCAUGUAUGUCUCCUACAAACAUUUUCUUAAUAAAACUGACUAGCUAGCCAUUGUUCUGCGAUUUGGAGGAGUUUUGCCAAUGACAACUGUAAUAAGAUGGUCUUUAUGGACCAGUGACUGACUAUGAGUAAAGCAGAACACAGGUGCCCUGUAAGUGUAGAACCUGCUACCUUUCAGCGUCUGCACACACUGUCUUAGCUCUGAAGUUAAUUUAUCAUCUCAAAAAUUUUCUUGGAAAGAAUUGUGAUGAGUAAACUCUGUGGGACUAAGCCAAGGUCACAGGCAGUCUACUCCCAGUGUGCAUGAGGUUAAUGCAAGGGGACAUUUUGAUCUUAAAAACAAGCAAACUAGCAACUACUAAAAUUCUAGAGAUGGUAUGGAGGAUGGAGCAGUGAACCCUAAACAAAUUGGUUAUUGAAAUUACCUGGGGGAACUUUUGAGAAACAGUUUUUUCCAGAUCCUACCCCAGACGUACUGAGUUAGAGCCUCUAGGGCUGGAACCUGGGAAUCCCAAGUUUUCAAAAGUUUCUUAGGUGAGCCUGAUGCCUAGCUUAGUUAGGAAACUGUUCUUUUAAAGUAAAUAGUGAUACCGCGUUCACUAAAGUAACAGACAGUUGUUUGAGUUUUGGUUUCUGCCUAUUUACAGGUCAGAUUUCUAGACUAGAGGAGAAAGAAUCUGAAUCUCAGGACUGGUGCAAUUAAAAGAUAAAGCAUCAGAUUAGAAGGAGAACAAAAUGACUGUAGGAUAAUAGAUAACUGAAGGAUCCGAACCAUAAAUGCUUACGCCCUGACAUAAGAACAUAUAUUUUAUCAAAAUAUCCAGACUUAGCUACUAGGAAAAAGUCAACUUGGGUUCAUCACAACAAUCCUUUACAUUUGUAUGGUAAUUUAUAGUUUACAAAUACUUUGAUAUAUAGUAACUGUCUUGGUCUUCAAAACAAUGAGAAUCAGAGCAGGGGGUAUUACCCUGGUUUUAAGACUCACAGUUUGGCCCAAAGUUGCGAGGAAUCUGAGCUCGGGCCCAAGCUAUGUCUGUGUACCACUUGAUCAACUGCAGCGUCUGGGAGACUGUGGCGUUAGGAGACUGUUUUUAGUCAUACCUCAUCUUGUUUUAAGCGACAGGGACAUUUAAAAGUUAAAUCUUAAAUGUUUAAAGUACAACUGCCACUUACACGGGAAAGCUUUAUUAAUCUGGAAAAUGCAUUAAGUUAGAACACCUCAUUCUUGAAAAGAUUAUGUAAAAUUAACAAAUCUAUAUACAUUUAUGGAAACCCUGGUGGUAUAGUGGUUAAGAGUUCGGCUCUUAACCAAAAGGUCGGCAGUUCGAAUCCACUUAGGUGCUCCUUGGAAGCCCUGUGGGCAGCUCUGCUCUGUCCUGAAGGGUUGGCAUGAGUUGGAAUCAACUCAAAGGCAACAGGUUUGGUUUUUUAUGGUUAUAUAUGUUCGUAGGAUGGAGGGGAUGUGGAAGGGCAGUUGGUCCAGUGCCCUCAUUUGAUAGAUGGGGAUCCUGAGAUGGUGGGUUAUGUGGCUUGCCUGGGGCAUUUUAGCUAGUCUGACCAAAUGCCGGAAAAAGGGGUAUCUUACCUAACCUAUUCUUCCCUAAUUGUUGAUUUUGUGAAUAAUAAUAGAAUAUGUUAAUGGGUGAUUUGUAUUAGUUUAAUGUGUUUCUAUUUUUUAACUUUAAAUUACACUUGUAUUGACAAAAUAUUUUAGAAUCCUUUGAAUCAAAGUAUUCACUUUUUUCAUAAACGAGACAUUUGUACAACUGACAGAAAAUUGAUGUUCUUACUUAUGUAACACUCCCUCUCCCGCAAGAUUUAAAAAAUGUUUCCCCUUUAUUUAAGAGCUAAGAAAUGGUAUUUUCAAAGGAAAAGUAUUUCCUUUAGCUUCUUUUUAAUGUAUAAUGGAUUUUUUGUUAUUAUGGUAAUGGACAGAUUACACACAAAAUAUUUGGGGGAACUUUCUCCUAGUUGAUUUUAAAUCAUUGUGCUACCUGAAAAGAUUUUUAGGUUCUUAUGUGAGCUCUUUUCUCCACCAGCAUCAAUCAAUGCAUCGAAGGAUAAGAAGGAUAAGAAAUGGAUACUAAGCGAUUUUUAUGAUCUGAGCAGUUAAUGUAUGUGCCAACAUUUUUUAGGAGGGGAUAGCAAACACAUUCUGCCCUAUACUUAAAAUACGAUCUUUAGCUAUUUUCACACUUAAUACCGAUAACUUUCUUGCACUGAAAUUUUUACAUGAAGAUGUUGAAAUGGAGUCCACAAUGUUAUUUGAUAAAAUGUUUUCUGUAUGGCAAUAAACUGAAAACACAGAUCAACCCUUAUUUUGAAAAUAAAUUGGAUCAAUUUAGGUUUUUUAAAAAUAUGUCUUUUAAAUAAAAGUCUUUUCCAUCAUUAAGGCUCAACAUUUUGUAAAUAUUCAAAAAGUUGUAGCUAGGUGGCUUGCACUAAAUUUCACUACCUUCAAUAGAGGAAGGAUUUGGAACUUGGAUUUUCACUGUGUCUAUUCUAAUGGUGAAAGCAAGAGGUGAAGUUUGUAUGGUUUGACUUAUUUUAGACGGUCAUUAUCCAAACACACCAUAGAUUAUUUAUUGCAUAAAUGAAUAUAUUAUGUUGUGUGAUUUUGAAAGGUUAUAUUUAAUGUACUCUUUUGAAUAACUUCCCAGAAUAUAAAUAGCUGUAGGAAAGGUCUUGAAUCGACUCGAAGGGCAGUGGGUUUGGUUAUUUUGGUUUUAGGAAAGGUCUUAAUUGAACCAUCAUUAGCUUUUGCUUUUACUAGUUAAGUGUCAGAACUCAACUCCUCUAGCCAGAGGUAGACCCCAUCCUAUUUCUAAUAGAUGGGAUAUAGGCACCAUAGCUUCCCUUCGUUGUUAAAGCCAACAAGUUCCAUAACAGAACUCCAGAGGUAGAGAAAUGGGGAAACAAUUAGUGUUAUGGACCUGCUGUGGCUCUGUGAAUGGCUAAUCAGAGAGGAAGCAAAUCAGUCAACCUGUGUCUUUAGGCUGGGUUCUACACACGCACGCACACGCGCACACACACACAUGCGAAGAGAGAGAGAGAGCAUGGUAUUUAUAUCAAGGAAAUGGCUCACGUGGUUGUAAACACUGGAAAGUCCCCAGUCCAUGGGUCAGGUGUCAGGCUGGAGGCUUCUCCUGACUCACAUAGCUGCAGGAGCUGAUGAUCCAAGAUUGGCAGGUCAGAUGGCAGACUGUAUAGGCUAAAGUCCCCAGAACUGGAGAUCUGAUAAAGAUGAGCAAGAUGCAGGAUCCAGAGCAAGCAAACCCCGUGAGCUUUGCCGGAAAGUCCGUAUAUUUUGGAGGCAGGUGACACCACCCAGGAAACUCCCUUUCAACUGAUUGGCUGCUCAUAGCAGAUCUCAUCAUGGAGAUGAUUACAUCAUGACAUCACUGUGAAACUACAUCGUAACUGCCAAACCACUGAGAAUCAUGGCCCAGCCAAGCUGACACAACCUUACCCAUCAGAGCCAGUUUCAGUUUAUGUCUUCAAUUGCUGUGACAGAUGUGAAAUUUCAACAGAUGGGUAAUCAGGCUUGAGUUAGCUGGUUUGCAAACAUGGCUUUUGCUGGAGGAAUGUUUCACCAUACGUGAUUGGCUUCUGGCCCUGAUAAUUAAUUUUCUUACAGUCAACCCUGUGCACUUGAAAAAUGCUAUAACUGAUGCUGUGUGAAGGAUUUUAUGUACGUAAGAAAAAACAAAAACAUCUUGCCACUGGUUUGCUUAGUUACUUAGUCACGUAGCUACUUAACCUAGAGACCCUGUGCUUAUUUUGUUAGAUUUGUAUGUAUUCCAUUUUUGGUAACAUUUAUAAAUAUUCUUUUUAAAAAUAAGUUUUGGUUGCCAGUAGAGUCUUUUGUUCUAUUUACAUGUGUGGAAAGAAAAAUUAAACAUAUCCUACUGCCUGCUUUUUUACAGAUUCUUCACAUUUCUUUGGCAGUCGUGAAACAGAUUUUUUAAUAGUAAAAGACAAGAUUGCCAGUUUUUGAUGCAAAACUUAAGUCUUGAUUUCAAUUGGAAAAGCUGCUAUUUAUAGUGGGGAAUAGUGACAGCUGUCUUUUACUUUGUUAAAUUAGAGAUUCUUGAGCAAACUCCCCCCCAGGAAGAAAAAAAAACCCUACAAUUUCUACCCUAAUAAGGAGCCCUGGUGGUGCAAUGGCUGAGCGCUUGGAUGCCAAUUGGAAUAUCGACAGUUUGAACCCACCAGCUUCUUCGAGAUCUGCUCCCAUGAAGAUUACAGCCUAGACACUACUGGGGUAGUUCUACUCUGUCCUGUGGGGUGGCUAUGGGCCAGAAGCUACUCAGCACACAAGCAUAACAAUCACAAUAAGAUAAAUCAGGAACUUCCUUCCGAGUGUUGUCUUCAUUUAGGAGUUACUUUCUGAAAACCUGAGCGUGCACUUCCUGCAGCUGUCCCAUAGAAUAUUGCCAGAAAUUUCGUAGUUGUGAAUUGAAGUGAAAUGUUACCAUGUGCUUACACUAAAGAUGCUGACAAUUUCCUUUAGGGAACAUAGUUUAUGAGACCAAAACAGUUCAAAGAAUUUUAACUCAGAUCAAGUCACAGUGUUCUUACCACGGUUUUGUACUUAUGUGUCAGAGUAUUGUAUGAAAACAUCUAAUUAUUUGUCCGAAAUUUACUCCCCAAAAUGGAGUUCAACAAAGUAUAUAGCUGAAGUAGAAUGGGAGAGAAAAAAUUAAUGUCACUUAUUUCACUGUAUUACAUUAUAAAAAUUAUAGAUAAAAAAUCACCAUAUAAAUAUGAACUAUUUAUAUUCACCUCUUUAUUCUCAGUAAUUCUCAUAACUCUAGGAAUAUAAUACACACAUGUUCAGUAAAUGAAUAAGGAAUUUAGUAACUGUCUUUUCUCAAAUGAUGUCUCAAACAAAAAUGAAUCAAUACAAUAAAGAAAACUGAAUAGUAAACACAAGAAAAACUAGCAAAAUAAUAAAAUACAGAAGAGAGAAGUUAAAGGAGUGGCAAAACAACUGUACUUUCAAGUAUACAGAAAGAAAAGUGAACACUCGCUGUAUUAGGGAAGAAGAUGAAGAAAGCCACAGCGGGGGCAGCAAAAGCUGCGGCAGCUCUUCAAGGGAGUCUGUAUAGUUUGAAUCUGAAGAGAUACUUCCAGACAAACCUUGAGCAAGACAAACCAGAAAAAAGGCUCGAAUGAACAACGUUUAGAUCAAAAAGGAGGCAUAACUACAGACAUUAAAAAUAAUCCUAAGAAUACCACAAACUUCAUGAUAAUUAAUUUUAUAAGUAGAAGAAAUCGAUAAAUUUCUAGGAAAACAAGGAUUACCAGUAUUUAAGAGUUUGUGACCAUUUAAGAGUUUUAAAUGUGAACAUCAAGAAAUUAGAUAAUUCUUACCUUACAGAAGCUAUUUCAGAGAAUAGAAAAGACAUUAAACUACCCCACCCAUUUCAUGAAGUUAGGAAAAUCUUGAAGCUAAAUCUGAGCAAGGAUAUUAUGAAAAAUUUAUAUACCAAUCUCACAAAUAUAGAUGAAAAAUCACCAGUAAAAUAUUGGCAAAUUGAAUGUAACAGUGUAAAAACCCGGCAGGGUCUUUCCUAGGAAUGUGAGAAUGUUUUAAUAUCUGAAAAACAUAUAUAAUUUAUUGUAUUACAGACUAGAAAGAGAAACAGCAUAUGUUCACCUCAACAAAAAAACAUAUGAUCGCCUUAACUUACUGUUUUGGAGUAUACCAAACCCGUUGCUGUCAGGUCAAUCCGGACUCAUAGUGGCCCUAUAGGACAGAGUAGAACUGCCCCAAAGCAUUCUCAAGGAGCAGCUGGUGAAUUUGAACUGCCGGCCUUUUGGUUAGCAGCUGAGCUCUUAACCACUGUGCCACCAGGGCUCCGUUUGGGGUAUAGCUCAGUUGUAAUUAUAAGUGCUUAACUCACUGACCAACCAAACCAUUGCUAGAUGUUAUAAUAAUCCUUGGACAGUGGCAGCCAGAUGUAAGACAUAUAUACUGGGAUUGUCUGCUGCGUUGGGUCCAAGUCAGCACUGCCUUGGAAAAUUUGAAUAAUACUAUGUCCGGAGCUGAAGGAAGUUUCUCUUCACCAUUUGCCACGUGUUGUAAAAAUAUCAUUCCAGGUGAAAGUUACUAGCUUCCUGGAGAUUCCUCUUUCUAACUCUGCUCCAAUACUUUGAAACAUUUAUAUCCUUAGUGUAUGUAACAGUAUCAGUUGCUGAUUCAAUUCUGGCUCGUGGUGAUGCAGUGUGUGUCAGGGAAGAACGGUGCUUUAUAGGGUUUCCAAUGACUGAUUUUUCAGAGGUAGAUUGCCAGGUCUUUCUUCUGAGGUGCCUCUGGGCAGACUCCACCGAAUUGGUAAAGCAGCUGGAGGAAAGGAACAUCAAGAAAUUGAUAAUUUCUAUCUCAGAGAAUAGAAAAUAGGAUAAAACACACAAACAAAAAACCUGUUGCUGUUGGGUCGAUUCCGACUCGUGGGAGCCCUAUAGGACGGAGUAGAACUGGCCCGCGGGGUUUCCAAGGAGUGCCUCGUGGAUUCAAACUGCUGACCUUUUGCUUAGCAGCUGAACUCUUAACCACUGUGCCACCAGGGCCCCAGAAAAGAGGAUACCAAAAAAAAAAAAACCAAACCCAGUGCCAUCGAGUGGAUUCCAACUCAUAGCGACCCUAGAGGACAGAGUAGAACUGCCCCAAAGAGUUUCCAAGGAGCACCUGGCGGACUCGAACUGCCGACCCUUUGGUUAGCAGCUGUAGCACUUAACCACUACACCACCAGGGUUUCUCAGAAAAAAGGAUAGGAAGGUCCAAUGUCUUUGUGUUUGUGCAUACAUAAAAGGGCUUAAUGUUUUUGACAAGUGCAUUUGUUUGAUAAAGUCUAGCUUUUGUUGCUGUGGACUGGCAAAUCCUCUUCAUCCUGGGGAGAAGAUCCCUUUCUCACCAAAACCAACCCUCAGUGACCCAUGAAAGCAACCAGCAGGGACAAAUACCAAUUAGGAGCCAUUGGGUGAUUGCUUAUUUUCUGUGGUGCACAGCUGACUUUGAUUGUUGCUCUUGGAUCAGGAUAUGUCUUGACCAGGGGGAAGGUAUGGUUUCCUUUUUUUUUUUCUCCACUUUUAAAAAAAUUGAGAUGGAAUUUAAGCAGCAUCAAAUUAACCAUUUUAAGGUGGCAUUUAGCACAGUCACAAUGUUGUACAACCACCACGUCUAUCUUGUCCCAAAACUAUCUCACCACCCGGAAAGGAAACCUGCACUCAUUAAAUACUGGUAGUUUCUUUAUCAUGCCAGUUUUGUACCAUCGUGUGGCGUAUUAUUUCCGGGAACUUAUCCUGGAGUCUUUUUUUCCAGUAAUGUAAUUAUGUAAGGGUGAUAUUAUAAACAGGAAAGUCUAUAGAAACAGUUUGAGCCUAAAUUAGCUUUUGGGUACACUGUCUUCAAAGAAAUGUUUUAAACCAGCCAAAGAUGAACAUCAACAUACUCAUAUUUUGAGUCCAUUUAUAAUGAAAAAUCUAAAAUAGCAAGUGCUUUGGUUUUUUUUUUUCUGCCAGUUUGGAAAUAGAAUCAAGCAAUAGUGACAGUAUAAUUGGAUAAGUUAUAUACAUAGUUCUUUCCCACAUCCCUGCUGUUCACACUUGAAGACAUAGUUCAAACCAGCCAAGGAUCAUGGCUUCAACGUGCCUACAGUUGUUCUGCCACUCCAGGCCCGGCCUCAGACCGAAAUGAGACUUGCUGUUACCCCGAGACAAGCCAACUCUCACUGUGUUGGCAAAGCCACCACUGCAGCUCUGGGUGUCACAUCCUGCCACAGUGUGUGUCCUUUCUCAGUACUGGGAUGGAGUGGGAUGGGCAGGGGCAGGUGUGUGAUGGUGAGCCCGAAACUACAGCACCAGAAAGGUGGCUGGCCAAGCUCUGGGUGGAAGCCGAUUCUGUGUCUGGCUGUAGCAUGGCCGGCCCUAGGGGAGCAGGUCCUGCAGCAGCAGCAGCAGCAGGGGCCUCAAGGAAUCAGCAGGCAGUGGGGGAAGGAAUAGGAGCAGUGGGUGAGGGACCCUCCAGGAACACAACAAUAAGUGACAACCGAUUUGGAGUCUAUAGCUUUCAGUUCAGAACAGCCCACCGCAUCUAGUGUAUUACACACUCCACUCUCAGGCAACUUUCCCACCCUUGAUGUUUCUGCAUAUAACAAUAGUGCUUUUCAUAGCUUAUUCUGGACAAAAUCUAACCCCAACUCAAAAUAGCCAGGGGUUCCUACUUUAGGAUCUGAUAGUGUUGACUCCACUCUCAGGCAACUUUCUCCGUCCUUCAUAUUCCUCCUUAUAAUAACAAUGCUUUUCCCAGCUCAUUUUGUGAAGUCCUGGGCCAGAUUUUAAAAAACAUACUUGAGUAGAGCUGGUAUAAAUCAAACACUGAUUUUACCAUAUCGUAAUUAUCCAGGCCACAAUUUUAAAAAAUGCGCAUUUUCUUACAGAGAAAAGAGUAUUUUUCUAAAUAGUGCAGUUGGAAAGUUCAUAAUGACUCCUAUGGUAUACAUUUUACUGGACUAAACUAAUAAGCAUCAUAACAUUUCUGUUCAGAAGAUCUACCAUUAUACAUUAACAUUUGAAUGAAUGCAUUCAUUACAGACUCAGGAUAGCAAUUUCCAGAUUCAGAGCUAAUGUGCUUCCUGGCUAAAGCUGAAACUCUUAAGAGCAAUUAACUAACUCAUAAAUUAAUGGUGUUUAGACAUCAGCCUCUAGAACUAAAGGAGAUAAUGUAUGUAAAACACUUAGCACAUUUCCUGCCAUAUAGUAACUACUCAAUAAAUGAUAGCCAUUAGUAGUAGUAGUAGUAUAAAUUGAUGUCAUGAGGUUUUCUACAUUAAUUACUGCCAUGAGUAAAUUAAAAAAAAAAAAAUGUUUUUAAACCAUGAGUAAGGUUUCUUAAAUCCAAUCUUAAAUCCAGGGUCCUAGGCCAUGGAAAUGUUUUCAUACUGCCAUAAAUCCAGCCACAGCUCUACCAGUUCCAUGCACGAUUCAAAAAUUUAGUAAUAGUCUUUCUUCCUAGUGGAAAAUAAAGGCUAUAGCUUGUGUUUAAAUAAAACCUUUGCUACAGGAACAUUGUAUCAAUUGAGUCCUUCUGGAAGCAGAUGCUGAGACAGAUUUAGGAGUGCAAAAGUUUUAUCGGGGGUGUCUUAGUUAUCUGGUGCUGCUAUAACAGAAAUACCAUAAGUGAAACAGAAAUUUAUUUUCUCACAGUUUAGGAGGCUACAAGUCCUAAUUCAGGGCUCUGGUUCUAGGGGAAGACUUUCUCUUUGUGUCAGCCCUGCAUGAAGGCCCUUGUCUCUUCUGAGUUUCUGCCCCUGGGUGAUAUUCAUGUGGCUUGGCAUUUCUCUUUCCCCAUCUCUGCUUCUCUCACUUCCUUGCUUAAUCUCUUUUAUAUUUCAAAAGAGAUUGAUUUAAGAAAUACUCUACACUAAUCCUGUCUCAUUAACAUAACAAAGACAACCUAUUCCCAGAUGGGAUUAUAACCACAGGCAUACAAAUUAGGAUUUACGAUAAGUAUUUUUGGGGGCACAAUUCAGUCCAUAACAUUCCAUCCUUUGACACCCCAAAAUUCAUGUCCUUGCCACAUACAAAACACAUUCAUCCCAUCAUAUCAUCCCAAAAGGCUUAAAUCAACUCCAAAUCCAAAAUCUCAUUUUCUGAAUCAUCUAAUUCAAAUAUGGAUGAGGCUUCAGGCCUAUUCCACCCUGGGACAAAAUUCCUCUUCAUCUGUGAACCUGUGAAAUCUAAAAUAAAAGUUAUCUGUUUCUAAAGCACAAUGGUGGAAUUGGAACAAGGUAGACAUUUCCAUUACACAUGAAGAAAGUGGAAGGAAAGAAGGGAUAACGGGCAACAAGCAACCCAGCAGAACAAAUUACAUUAGCUCUCAAGUCCUGAAGAUAAUCCUCUGUCCUCUGAGAUCAUCUGGGCAACGGCCCUGCCCUCCAGAUUCUGAGUGUUAGCUAUGCCCUUGGCCCUGGGUUUCAGCUCUGCCUUCCAGGCCUACUGGGAAGGCAACUCCACUCUCUUGACUUUGUGUGGCCCCAUUCUCCUAGUCCAUCUGAGUGGCAACCCCACCUCUCAGUCCUGGCAGGCUCCGUUCGUAUGUCCCUUGGGCAUGGCAGCCUGCCUCCUCAGCUUUGGAUGGUGGCCCCAUCCCCUUGGCACACCUUAACAUCAGUCCUGCACUCUGGAAUCGAGUUGGUGAAGAUUCGACUCUUUGAAAUCUAGGAGGCUGUGGCCUCACCGUUUGAGGUCCAGGAGACCAUGUCCCCACCCUUUGAAAUCGAGAAGGCCUGGCCUCCCAUGCUCCUUCCAAUUGUUCUGCUGUUCUCUGAGCUGCUCCAGGGAUGGUCUUUUUCUUUUCUUGGAGGAUAACAGAUGUAGUUCCUUUGGCCUGUUUCCUGUCUGUGGUCCAAGAGGUGGACAGCAUUCUUUCCUUUCGUUUUUUCUCUGUCCCCUUCAGUCUAAACUGAUGGGUUUUCUUUGGUGAUCGUUGGUUAGAUCCAGCAUUCCCAGGCUUAAAUCUCUUUAACAAAAGAUCGUGUAGCUACGUCCUUGGUAAAAAUUAUAGGACACAUGUCCUUAGUUUGUACAAGAGAAUUUUCCAAAUCUUUAAGUUCUGUUUUUCUUUUGCACAGUUUGUUUUUUAAGUCCAUCUCUUUCGUCUCGCAUUUAACAAUCAGUGGCAAGAAGAAACCAUGUGGCCUCAAGUCCUACACUCCUCCAGAGCUGACAGAGAGAGAAAGCUUUUCCCUAGAGCCGGCACCCUGAAUUCGGACUUGUAGCCUUCUAAACUGUGAGAAAAUAAAUUUCUGUUUUUUAAAGCCACCCACUUGUGGUAUUUGUGUCAUAGCAGCACCAGAUAACCAAGACGGGGGUAACUAGAACAAAACCUAGAGAUACAAGGGGGAAGAAUUAGGACUGAGCAGAGAGAUCCUCUAGGCUUUUGGUGAUUCGGUGGUAGAAUUCCUGCCUCUCACGUGAGAGACCUGGCUUUGAUUUCCUGCCAGUGCGCCUCAUGCACAGCCACCACCCAUUUGUCAGUGCAGGCUUGUGGGCUGCUAUGAUGCUGAACAGGUGUCAACAGAGCUUUCAGACCAAGAUGGGCUAGGAAGAAGGGCCUAGCAAUCCACUUCUGAAAAUCAGCCAAUGAAAACUCUGUGGCUUACAAUGGAUCAACUGAUUAAUGGGGGUGACUCUGGACUGGGCAAUGUUUUGUUCCAUUGUGCAUGGGGUUGCCAUAAGUCGGGGGUGUCUUGUUUCAAGGGCAACAACAAUGACAACAACAGGGAGAGCCUCAGACCAUGAUGUAGAUUUAACAAAGUCUUGGCCAAUCCAGUGAGGCAUGAGAAUUGCCCAUGAGAAUCUGCACUUGAGACAGAAGUGGCUGGUAUCUUCACCAAGCUGUCAUUGGCUGGGGCUACCCUGGAAGAGUGUGGCCGUGGGUGGAAAGUCGAAGCGUGGCCUGAAGGCACUAACAGCUGGAGGUUGUCAGAUAAUUGCCCUCUUUGUAGAGAAAGGGUAAAUUCUUUUCUUGAAGGCAGAUCUGAACAGCACACCUCUAUGGUUUCUUUAGAAGAACUGCAGAAAUAGAAAUAAAAAUUCCGAAUUGACUUUUUUGCUAUCAGUGACUUCUUUACCUACUGUCCUCCUAUCUAUUCUGUCUUACAGGGUUGCUAUGAGUCAGAAUGAAUUCGAAGUCAGUGGGUUUGGUUUUUAAAAAAAAAAAAGGAAAUGGGUUUUUAAUGGUUUUAGACUCUUAUGAGAAGUGUGGUUUUAGAAUCAUGCUUCUCUGGAACACCUACAAGCUAAAACUGUGUAAUAAUAAUCUAUUUAUACUUUAGAAAAUUUAGAAAAAAUUUCAUAAAGCUUUAGGUAAUUUUCUUAAUCUUGUUUUUUUUCCUAUUAAUUUUUCACAAAUAUUGUACCUGAUACAACAUAUCUGCUUACAAGUGUUAGUAGACAGCGGUGACAGGAACACUCAGUGUGGUAUUUACACUUUACUAGGAAUCAUUUCUGUUCUUGGACAUGAUUUGUGGAUGUGAUUUUUACUAUAUAUUUGCAGUAGGGAGUCUCUGGGUAGUGCAGACAGUGAAUGAGCUCAGUUUGAAGUUCAAGUCCAUCCAGAGGCACUUUGGAAGAAGGGCCUGGUGAUCUACCUCCAAAAAAAUCAGCCAUUGAAAAACCUGUGGGGUUAGAGCUGACUCAUUGGCAACUAUAAAAACAACAACAAAAGAAAAAACAAAACUUAUAGCAGUCAUUUGCUGUUAGAAAAAAUUGUUGCUAAUCUAGAUAGGUCCAAUAUUUCACGUUGUUUUGAAAACUGUUAGCAUUCUGAAAACAGUAGCACUAUCUGAGUUAUUCAACCACUAGAACAAAAUUUAGAACGCUGCCGACAUUAAAACUAAGUAACAGAAGCAGAGUACUGCUUCCCCAAAGAUAACUAAUAUACAAAAUCAUCUUUAGGCUAAUUACAUGAAUUUUUAAAAAAUUAAAUCAAUCAUGCAAAAGAAUCAUGAUUUAGCUAUCAAUCAUUUACACUAAAAAAAAAAAAAACUAAAGCAGCUAUAUAAUGAAAAUUUAUUAAAUGACAAUGUUGGGAAAGUAGGGCUUGUGGUUUCCUUGUGGCUAAAUAUCUUUCAUAAGUUAACAAGUCCAUUCUCUUAAGUCUUAUUUUGUUAUAUGAGGAUUUACUCAUUUAUUCAACAUUUAUGGAGUAUAUACUCUGGAAGAGUCUCUGUGGGUAUGCAGCUAUGAACAGGCUUUUCUCAGAAGAAAAAAAAUGUAUAUCCAAAUCUCAUAUAAAUAAGUGUAUAACCUCCUUAGCAAUAAAAAAAAUGCAAAUUAUUAUAUACUCUAUAAUGCAAGCCCACAUUAUAUAUACUAUUUUAUAUCCACUAGAUUAAAAAUCUAACAAAACCAAUGGUACGAAUGUGAAUCAGUGUGAACUCUCCUAUUUUAUGGCACCUGUGUAAAUUUUACAAUCGCUUUCAAAACUGAUUUGGUAUUUUCUCAUAAAGGUACACAUUGACGUACCCUAUGACUUAAAAUUCCUGCAUACAUAACCUAAGUGUAAGAACGCUUAUAGCAGCACUUUUUGUAAUAGCAAAAACAACUGAAAAUAUCCCAAGAAUUCAAUGACAACAGAUAAAUUUUGAUAUAGUCUAUUUAUUAUGUGAAAUAAUAUACAGCCACAAAAAUCACUGAAGUACAGCUACCAACAACAUAAUGUUGAAUGAGAAAGCAGUUCCCAGAAGACUGCAUGAUACUGUCUCUGGAAACUCCAAAUGAAACCAAACAAUACUGUAUGUGGUUUAGCCAUGUGUAAAACUACUUUUUGUUAAAGUGAGGGGAUGAUGAAUACAAAACUCAGGCUACUGGUUAUACUGAUGGGAUAGAGAAGAGCACGUAGGUGGAUGCAAAUUAUUGCUAAAGUUGAAGGUUUUGUGCUGGAUGGCAGGUUACGGUUGUCCAUCAUAUUAUGCUACAUAAUUGCAUAUAUGCCAUAUAUAUUAGUGUGUGCCUUCUUGGAUAGCGUAUUUCUGCGUCUACAUUGGUUAAUGGUAGAACUGACACCAGAGUACCAUCUCCCAGGCUGGUGAGCUUGGAAAGUCCCCUUAAAAACAAGUGUAUAGAGACCGAAGUUUAUUAGUGUUUACCAAGAGUGGCAGGAGGGAGAGGGGGAAGGAGGACUCAACAUUUAGGGUACAGUGAGCUUCUGUUAAUGGUGAUGCAAAAAUCUGGAAACAGAUAAGGGUGAUGGUUCAACAACAUGAUGAAUGUAAGUUAAUGUCACUCAACUGUCGUGAAGAAUGUUGAAAUGGCAAAUAUUUUGCUACAUAUAUAUUUUCCACAAUUAAAAAAUGGCAAUUUUUUUGUUAUAUAUAUUUUACUACAAUAAAAAGUGAUUAAAAAGUACAAAAAGAAAAGAAAAACAAUACAAUAAAAAACCCAUUGCGGUCAAGUGGAUUCCGACUCGUAGCGACCCUUUAGAACAGAGUAGAACUGCCCCACGGGGAUUCCAAGGAGUGCCUGGUGGAUUCGAACUGCCGAUCUUUUUGUUAGCAGCCGUAGCUCUUAACCACUACACCACCAGUGUUUCAUAUACUAUAUUUUUCCCACUAAGGUUUUUUUUUCUUCUUUUUUAGUUAAUAAAAAUAAUGCUUGGUUAUUAUAAAAAUUCAAACAAUACUGAAGGGUAUUAAAUAAAAAUAAAAAUUUCCCCUCUGCACUGCUCAAAUUCCACAAUUUUAUUCUCCAGAAGUAACGGCUGUUAGUACUCAUUUGUGCUUUAUUCCUGGCAAUUUCUAUGUAUGUAAAAACAUAUAUAUUUAUAUAUACACACCAAACAUAACAUUUUAAAAAGAAAACACAAAACAUAUUUGCCUAUACAUAUCCUUCAACAACUUAUUCUUUUACUUAAUAAUGUUUUUUUUCAUGUCAGUACUUAAUACUUUUAGGGGUUAGUGGAGCCCUGGUGGUGCAGUGGUUAAGAGCAUAGCUGCUAACCAAAAGGUUGGCAGUUUGAAUCCACCAUCCCCUCCUUGAAAACCCCAUGGGGCAGUUACACUCUGGCCUGCAGGGUUGCUAUGAGUCAGAAUCAACUCGAUGGCUGUUUUUUUUUUUUAAUUAUGGUUUUCCAUUGUAAUGGAUAUGUCAUAAUUUAACUUAAACAGUCACUUGAUGACAGGUGUUUAGGUUACUGCCAGUACAACAGAACAUUACUUGAGACUCUACAUCAGUUUUAGCAGAGGCUUUCAAGUCUCAAACAAAAGGUGCCAACUACUCCUGCACUCUAAGGCGAGCUGCUAGAGAACUUAAAGUCAGACUUGCAAAGGAGGUUUCCAUAAACUGGCUUGGGACCCUGGAACCACCGUCCAUCUUAAGAUGUAAAAUUAUUGUGGUUACAAGACUGAAAAACCCCCCCAAAACUAAAACCUCAGAGUGAGAUGAGAUUAGAAAAAAAAAAAAAAGCUGAAGACAAAGAGGUCCUUUUUAGUCUGCUCAAAAGAAGAUGGCCAAGAAGAUAUUGGUCCAAUGUUUGGGUAGGUGGAAUGAGGGCAACAAAUAAUACAGUAGAGGUCAAAACACUCUAUUCCUACUUUGCUUCACUUUCAUAAUCAUUACCAGCCAUGAAAAGGGCAGAAGUAAAAUUGUUAUGAGAGAACUGAAGCCGAAGAUUAGUGAAGAAAAGUACAAUCAUGUUACCAAGAAGCUUUAAAAUAAUUUAUCUCCAAACGUGGAAAAGUUAUGUUUGAAGCAGAAGUGUGAAUUCUCAAGCUACAAACUCAGAUGUGCAAAUACCUUCGACUGGAGUUCCUGGAAACAGACCCAAGUUGAGAAGUGAGUCAGAAAAUGUACUGGGGAGAGCUCUCGGGAGAUACACCUGGAAGGAACUGAGGAGGCAGGAUUGGGCAAAGCAAGUGUGCGUAUCCUGCAAAUGUGGUUGCAACUGAGUUCUCAGCCAAUCCUUCUGAGAGUUCUGGAACUGGGAUGGACCUUCAGAGUUGUCUCAUAUUAAGGCAAAGAGGGCUGGACCAUAUUAACCCUCCAUCAGCCGGUCAUUGGACACAGGAGGGACAUAACCUUGGGUGAAGCAGUUCCCUGUCUGCAGCUGCUAGUAUUCCCAGCAGCUGUGGAUUAGAUACAUUGACCCUAAAGAGGGAAUCUGGGUGAUGUACCACUGUAUCCACUACAAUGGGUAAUGAUUUUUUUUUUUCUUUCCAAAAAAAACUAGUUGAACUUGAAUCUAUUCCAACUCAUGGUGACCUCAGAGUAGAACUGUGCUCUGUAGGGUUUUCACCAGGCCUUUCUUUGAAGAUGCCUCUAGGUAGACUCGAACCUCCAACCUUUUGGUUAGCAGUCAAGUCCUUUAACCAUUUGCACCACCCAGGAACUCCUUUUUCUUUCCAGUAUUUAUUAAUUUCUGUUUUUAGCCCUCAUCUUAGCAUGACUUCCACCACUUUUGUGCUAUUCGGGCUCAUGGAAAACCAUUUUUCUAUUGCCUAAAUUGCACUGGGGAAGAGUAGGGAUUUGUGAGAUUAUUUUGGAUUACCUAGAUACAUCAUCUGGAGCCCUGGUGGCGCAAUAGUUAAGCAUCCGGCUGCUAACCUGUUCGAAUCCACCAGAUAUAUCAUCUAGACACUUCUACUCAUUCUGGACAGGAGAAAACCCUCAAGUCUUGCCUCUUUCCCACAUCCUCUUCUAUUCUUGAAUUUCUAAGCAUAUCGAGGGUUUCAUCUUUUUCCUCCCCGAAUCUGAGUAAAUUUAUGUAGCUCAACAGACCAGGAGUGGAGAUGAGGGGAAGCGAGGGGUAUGACAGGAUCAGGAAAAGCAGACUCUGUUAAUAACAUAGUUUUUCCUCAUCUAAUUUUUAUGACCUGAGUUCUCUCUGGGCCCUGGUUUCUUAAGUACAAAGGCAAAACCUUAGAAACUUAAACAGCCUUUUCUUUGCUUUUCUGCUGUAAGAACCAUUCCCUGAGGCAAUGAAUGCAUUGACUAAAUGAAUAGUGGGCAGAGACUGAGUAAAAGAAAUUCAGGGAAUUAAAUAUUAGGUAAUAUCUUCAAAUAUUAUCCUGCCACAAUGACAUCCAAGGAUACACACAGGAUUUGUGGAUGAGAUCAAUGAAACUUUGUAAUAUUCUUUGAUGGUUCAUGGAGAAGGGAAAUAAAUCAGAUGAUCAAAGGGGAAAGUCUUAAUUUUUUUUUUUUUUUUAAGCAGUAAGAAAGAGGAUGCUGUGAACUGUAGACUGGCAACCUGAUGUUCUGCAUAGGGAACAUUCCAGACAAAACUUAUUGUCUUAGUAAUUUAGUGCUGCUGUAACAGAAAUAGCAUAAGUGGAUGGCUUUGUGGUGGUUGUUGUUAGGUGCUGUUGAGUCAGUUCUGACUCAUAGUGACCCUAUGUAGAACAGAACAAAACGCUGCCUGGUCCUGAGCCAUCCUCCCAAUUGUUGUUAUACUUGAGCCCGUUCUUGCAGCCACUGUGUCAGUCCAUCUCAUUGAGAUUCUUCCUCUUUUUCACUGACCCUCUACUAUACCAAGCAUGAUGCCUUUCCCUAUGGACUGGUCUCUCCUGAAAACAUGUCCGAAGUAUGUGAGAUGAAGUCUUGCCAUCCUUCUAAGGAGCAUUCUUUGUGUACUUCUUCCAAGACGGAUUUGUUUGUUCUGCUGGCAAUCUGUAGUAUAUUCAAUAUUCUUCACCAACACCAUAAUUCAAAGGCAUCAAUUCUUCUUUAUUGUUCAGCUUUCGCAUGCAUAUGCACUGAUUGAAAACACUAUGGCUUGGAUCAGGUACACUUUAGUCCUCAAGGUGACAUCCUUGCUUUUUAAUACUUUAAAGAGGCCUUUAAUCUUCAUCAAUAAGUGCUUCAAGUCCUCUUCACUUUCUGCAAGCAAGAUUGUGACAUCUGCAUAUUGCAGGUUGUUAAUGGGUCUUUCUCCAACCCUGAUGCCAUGUUCUUCUUCGUAUAGUCCAGCUUCUCUGAUUAUUUACUCAGCAAACAGAUUGAAUAAGUAUGGUGAAAUGAUACUACACCUCACACGCUUUUCCUGAUUUUAAACUACGCAGUAUCCCCUUGUUCUGCUUGAACAACUGCCUCCUUGGUCUGUGUAUAUACACGUUCCACAUGAGCACAAUGAAGUGUUCUGGAAUUCCUAUUCUUAGGAAAUGUUAUCCAUAAUUUGUUAUGAUCCACACAGUCGAAUGUCUUUGCACAGUCAAUAAAACACAGGUAAACAUCUUUCUGGUAUUCUCUGCUUUCAGCCAAGAACCAUCUGACAUCAGCAAUGAUAUCCCUGGUUCCAAGACCUGUUCUGAAUCUGGCUUUAAUCUCUGUCAGCUCCUUGUCGAUGUACUGCUGCAACCGCUUUUGAAUGAUCUUCAGCAAAAUUUUACUUGUGUGUGACAUUAAUGAUAUUGGUCAAUAAUUUCCACAUUUAACAAACAGGGAUUUAUUCUCCCACAGUGUAGGAGGUUAGAAGUCCAAAUUCAGAGUGCUGGCUCUAGGGGAAGGCUUUCUUUCUCUGCUGGCUCUGGGGGCAGGUCCUUGUUCCUUGGCUCCUUGGUGUCUUCAUGUGGCAUGGCAUCUAUCUUCUAUCUCUGCUUGCUAGCUUACCUUUAAUCUCUUUUAUAUCUCAAAAGAGAUUGACUCAAGACAUAUGCCACACUAAACCUGCCACAUUAAGAUAGCAAAGACAAUCUGUUUCCAAAUGGGAUUAUAACCACAGGCACAGGUUAGGAUUUACAACACAUAUUUUUGGAGGACACAAUUCAAUCCAUAACAUUUAUCUUAUUUCUUUUUUCAGUACUUUGCCUUGUAUAGGUAAAGUCUGUUGAAAUAGUUUAUCUGGGGUUUCAGCAAAUAAUUUGACAAUCCCCUGAGUUAUCAUUAUAAAUAAGAUGCAAAAAUGGGGACUAUAAAACAGACAGGCUGGUAGAUUUGUAACUGAACGAACAACUAUGUCCAAAGAACUCUGGUUAAUGGUUGACCAAUGAUUGCCUGGAAUGCAACCAAAGUAAAGUGGUCAAGAUAGAGGUGGGUAUGGAAACUAUGACACACAAGGCAAGUUGGACCAAAUGAGAACAUAAAGUCUGAAGAAGAAGAGUCUCAGGCAAACCAUUUUAAUCUGAAAAUUGUAGGCUGAUUCUGCAUGGCUCAAUGGAAAAAACAAACAAAAAACCUAGGACAAAUUUCUGAUAAUUAGAAUUUGUCUCAAAGCAAACAUUAAAAAAAAAAAAAAAGAAAUAUUGUGGGCAAUAAUAAAUUGUUUUGGGUUUUAGAUUUAUUCAAACUGAGCCUGGAGAACUAUGUAGUGGGUGUGUGGUGUCAGGAAGGAGAUGCAUCCAUUCAGCGAACACGUAUUGAGUGCUUACGCUGCACUCACAGAGAAAUAGAGAGCGAGACUAGAUGACUUCUGAGAGCUCCUGCAGUGCUGAGCAGCUAGGGUUCUACUCUUAAAGAAUGCAAGUGCUAAACCAAAACCAAAUGAGUUGUCACUUUUUUUCCUAUAAAGGUAGCUUAUAUGAUUUACAGAAAAACUAGUGAUUCAGAAGGAGUUUUAUAGAAGCCUGUGAACAUACUCAGUCAAUUUUAUGGCUCAUGACUGGUAAUAUUAAUGGAAGCACUAAUAAAACUUACGACUCGUUGUACUAAAACACCUAAGCAUGGACUCAUAAAUCGUAUUUCAACAGGAUUUGUUAAGGGAGGCUUUUUUUUUUUUCUUUGUGAUUUAACACAGAGUAGAUUUUAUAUUAACUUUCCCACAGGAAACCUGUAAACCUCAGUAUAGUCCGAAGACUGACGUUUAACCAUGCUGUUUCAAAGAUGGGGACAGCGUAGUGCAAUGGUGAAGCGUUUGGCUGCUAACCAAAAUGUCGGCCGCUUGAAUCCACUAGCUGUGCCUCGGAAACCCAGUUCUGCCCUGUCCUGCAGGGCUGCUAUGAGUUGGAGUUGACUCGAUGGCAAUGGGUUCUUUUUUUUUUUGUUUGAAAGAUAAAAAAUUACAAAAGUGGGAAAAAAUGUAACAUCGUAGAUUUAUAUCCACUUGGUGGCAUAAGCCUACAGAAAGCUGUUCAUCAGGUACUCCCAAUUUAAGGUUAAGCAGAUUGAUUUUUUUCCCUUUCAACUCUACCAAGAUUCUAGACCAAAGUUUGAUGAGGAAUUAAAACUCAUACUAGCUUUGGUGGCAACUGUUGUUUUGCCAGCUUCACUACUUUCUCCUGCUUUCUGGUGUUAGAGCCCUUCUGUUCCACUCAGCAACUACUCCUUCCAUUACCUGAUGGAGCUGUCAAUCAUAAGACCCCCCGCCCUCCGCCCGCUGCUACUACCACCAUCAGUGGGGUGUGAUUCAGGCUGGUCAAUCAGAGUCUCUCAUCCUUCCGAACAGUGACUGACCAGGGUGAGCAUCUGACCCGCACAGAUCCAGAAUUCUGUUUCAGGAAUUAUUGGAGAUGCAGGCAGGCAAUAUUUCCUUCUGUUAUACAUAAGGGGGCUGUAAGUCAGAGCAGGCUCGAUAGGAACUAACAACAAGAAGGUUGGGGAAGGAGCUUACCUCCUGUGAUCACAGGCUGUGAAGGCCGUUUGAGGAGAAUCCACCAGGCGCUCCUUGGAAACCAAAUGGGGCAGUUCUACUCUGUCCUAUAAGGUGGCUGUGAGUUGGAAUCGACUGGAUGGCAAAGGGUUUGUUUGUUUGUUUUUGGUGGCCCAAAGGGUUAAGUGAUUCAUUGCUAACUGAGAGGCUGGAAGUUAAAACCCACCAGUGGCUUCUCAGGAAAAAGACUGGUUAUCAGCUUGUGUAAAGAUUACAACCUAGAAAAUUUUAUGGUGCAGUUCUACUUUGUCACUUGGGGUUGCUAUGAGUUGAAACCAUGGCACCCAACAACAACUAUAAAACCUAUUUAAACCUGGUGAUGCUGGAGUCCCAUUCUUCCCACCCCAAGCAGAAAGCAUCCCUGGGAGUAAACCAGUACAGAGGAAAGCAGAGCCAAGGAAUGGAAAGCGAGAGACAGAGUCCUGAUGACACCCUUUGAGUCCCAGGAUCCUGCUGUACUGGAUCCGUCUGAAGCCCUGGACAUUGUAGAUUCAUGGACAACGAAUUCCUCUCUUAAACUGCUUUGAGUUCAAUUCUGUCACUUGUACCCCCAAAAGUCCUAAUUAAUUAGCCAUGCAGAGUUAAUUUUAUGUUGUAAAUAAAAUAGCUUAACCCUACUAUAUUUUCUGAUCAUUAUUGUCAAAAAGCUAGUAAACCAGUAUAAGAAGUCUCUCUCUCUUUUUUUUAAAUAAAUUAUUUAUUUUAUUUUGUGUUGUUGAGAAUAUACACAGAGAAUAUAAAACAUACCAAUUUAAGUUUCUACGUGUACAUUUCAGUGACAUUGAUUACAUUCUAAGAGGUCUUUUUAUUGGCAGUUUAGAAAGAACUGAACAUUUAGUUACUGGUUUCAUUUACUUAUUUUAGAAAAACAACCUAUUCAAACAGACUGCUUAGAAAAGUACAAUGUUGAGCACCAAAGCUGUCCUGGGAUUUGAGCUUCUUUUCUAAGUUAAAAUGAGUUGGUCAUCGCGACAGAUCGCAUUUUUUGAAAAUGGUUGCACCAAUAUAUUUAUCCUAUCACAUAUACUCUUUAUGUACUCUAACACUCCUACCAAGAGACGGAAUCUAGAUUCUCUUUCCUUGAAUCUGGACGGGGGCUGUGACAGCCCGAAUCAGUGGGGUGUGGUGGGAGUGAUGCUAUGUGACUUCUGAGGUCAGGUUAUAAAUAGGACACAGGUUCAGCCUGGCUUUCUCCGGAUACUUGUCCUUGGAACCAGCUACAACAUGGUGUGUAAAUUCCAACUAGCCCACAUGGAAAGAAGUGACCACAUGGAGAGGUUCCUGUGUAGAGGAACUGAGGGCCCCCUCUGACAGCCAGCAUCAACCUCCAGACACGUGAGUGAACAAGCCUUCAGUUGGUUUCAUCUUGAGCCUUUGUGUCUUCCAGCUGAGGCCCCAGCGACAAGCCAUUCCCUCUGUACCUUGCCUGAAUUUCUAUGAUGGUUACUUUUAUGUGUCAAUUUGGCAGAGCAACAGUGCCCAGUUGAUAAAUUAAACACUAAUUAGGUGUUGCUGUGAAGCAGGUGUGGACCAUCCAAUAGGCAAGGAAACCCAGUGCUUACCUUGCUUACCAGAUCAUCUGUAGUGAACAAUUUCAUAUUUUUUUUAACCAUAUCAAAGAUUCUGCUUCCAGAUAUGGCGGGUGUCUGUCUCUCUCCCAACCCCACAGUACCUUCCUACAGAAUCAAAGCCUCUUUUCAAACUUACAAUCCCUAACAGGGGCUGAUGACCCAGUAAGCAAGGUAAGCAUGGGCUUACUUGUGCUUACUGACAUGUACUGAACAAUUUUUUUUUUAUUGUACAUUAGAUGAAGGUUUACAGAACAAACUAGAUUCUCAUUAAAUAGUAUACAUAUGGUUUUAUGACAUUGGUUAAUAACCCCACAACAUGUCAACACUCUCCCUUCUCGACCUUGGGUUUCCUAUUACCAGCUUUCCUGUCUUCUCCUGCAUUCUAGUCCUUGCCCCUGGGCUGGUGUGUCCCUUUAGUCUCGUUUUGUUUCAUGGGCCUCUCUAAUCUUUAGAUGGAGGGUGAAUGUCAGGAGUAACUUUAUUACUAAGCUAAAUUGGUGUCCAGGGACCACACUCUCAGGGUUUCUCCAGUCUCUGUCAGGCCAGUAAGUUUGGUCUUUUUUUGUGAGUUAGAAUUUUUUUCUACAUUUUUCUCCAGCUCUGUCCAGGACCCUCUAUUGUGAUCCCUGUCAGAGCAGUCAGUGGUGGUAGCUGGGUACCAUCUAGUUGUACUGGACUCAGUCUGGUUGAAGCUGUGGUAGAUGUGGUCCAUUAGUCCUUUGGACUAAUCUCUCCCUUAUGUCUUUAGUUUUCUUCAUUCUCUCUUGCUCUCUAAGAGGUGAGACCAGUGGAAUAUCUUGGAUAGCCACUCACAGGCUUUUAAGACCCCAGAUGCUACACACCAAAGUAGAAUGUAGAACAUUUUCUUUAUAAGCUGUGUUAUGCCAGUUGAGCUAGAUGUUCCCCAAGACCAUCCCUACAACCCUCAGCCUGGCAAUUCGGUCCCUCAGGGAGUUUGGAUGUGUCUGUGGAGCUUCCAUAACCUUGCCUUGUACAAGUUGUGCUGGCUUCCCCAGUAUUGUGCACUGUCUUAUCCUUCACGAAAGUUACCACUUGUCUAUUUAGUGUUUUUCCAUCCCUACCCCUCCCCUCCCUUGUAACCACCAAAGGUUGUUUCUGUUUGUGUGUAAACCUUUCAUGGAUUUUUAUAGUACUGGUCUCAUACAAUAUUUGUCCUUUGUGAUUGAUUGAUUUCACUCAGCAUGAUGCCCUCCAGAUUCAUCCAUGUUGUGAGAUGCUUCGCAGAUUCAUCAUUUUUCUUUAUCGUUGCAUUGCACUCCAUUACGUGUAUGCACCAUAGUUUGUUUAUCCAUCCAUCUGUUGAUGGGCAUCUAGGUUGUUUCCAUCAUUUUGUUAUUGUGAACAAUGCUGCAACAAACAUGGGUGUGUAUAUGUCUAUUCAUGUGACGACUCUUAUUUCUCGAGAAUAUAUUCCUAGGAGUAGGAUUGCAGGAUCUUAAGGUAUUUAUAUUUCUAGCUUUCUAAGGAAGCAACCAUAUCGUUUUUCAAAAUGGCUGUAUCAUUUUGCAUUCCCACCAGCAGUGCAUAAGAGAUCCAAUCUUCCCACAGCCUCUCCAACAUUUGUUAUUUUCUGUUUUUUUGAUUCAUGCCAGUAAUGCUGGGGUGAGAUGGUAUCUCAUUGUGGUUUUGAUUUGCAUUUCUCUAAUGGCUAGUGAUGGAGCAUUUCCUCAUGUGUCUGUUGGCUGCUUGAAUGUCUUCUUUGGUCAAGUGUCUGUUCAUUUCCUUUGCCCAUUUUUUAAUUGUAUUAUUUGUUUUUUUGUUGUGGAGGUGUUGGAUUUUCUUGUAGAUUUUAGAGAUUAGACCUUUGUCUGAUUUGUAAUAGUCAAAAUUUUUUUUCCCAGUCUGUAAUUUCUCUUUUUACUCUUUUGGUGAAGUCUUUUGAUGAGCAUGUUGUUGUUGUUGUUAGGUGCCAUCGAGUGGUUCUGACUCAUGGUGACCCUAUGCACAACGGAACAAAACAUUGCCCGGUCCUGCCCCAUCCUCACAAUCGUUGCUAUGCUUGAGCCCAUUGUUGCAGCCACUGUGUCAAUCCAUCUCAUUGAGGGUCUUCCUCUUUUUUGCUGACCCUCUACUUUACCAAGCAUGAUGUCCUUCUCCAGGGAUGGAUCCCUCCUGACAAUAUGUCCAAAGUAUGUGAGAUGUAAUCUCACCAUUCUUGUACCUAAGGAGCACUCUCGUUGCACUACUUGUAAGACAGAUUUGUUUGUUCUUUUGGCAAUCCAUGGUAUAGCCAAUAUUCUUCGCCAACACCACAAUUCAAAGGCGUCAAUUCUUCUUUGGUCUUCCUUAUUCACUGCCCAGCUUUCGCAUGUACAUGAGGCGAUUGAAAACACCACGGUUUGGGUCAGGGGCACCUUAGUCCUCAAGGUGACAUCUGUUUUUUUAACACUUUAAAGAGAGAUCUUGCUGCCGAUUUGCCCAAUGCAAUAUGCCAAUGAUGAGUGUGUUUAAUUUUUAGAAGAUCCUGGUUAUCUAGCUUAUCUUCUGGAGUUUGUGUGUUGUUAGUUAUGAUUUAUAUCCUGUUAAUGCAAUGCUGUUUAUUAGGGCCUUUAGUGUUGAUCCUAUUUUUUUCUUCUGUGAUCUUUAUAGUUUUUGGCUUUAUAUAUAAAUCUUUGAUCCAUUUUGAAUUAGUUUUUUUGUAUGGUGUGAGGUAUGGGUCCUGUUCAUUUUUUUGCAGAUGGACAUCCAGUUUUGCCAGCACCAUUUGUUAAAAAGCCUGUCUUUUCCCCAUUUGAUAGACUUUGGGCCCUUACUGAAGAUCAGGUGACUGUAGGUGGAUGAAUUUACAUCUGGGUUUUCAAUUCUGUUCCAUCGGUCAAUGUGUCUGUCAUUGUACCAGUACCAGGCUGUUUUGACUACCGUACCUGUAUAGUAUGUUCUGAGGUUAGGUAGUGUGAGUCCUCCUACUUUAUUCUUCUUCAAUAGUGCUUUACUUAUCCAGGGCUUCUUCCGUUUCCACAUAAAGUUAAAGAUUAGUUUUUCCAUGUCUUUAAAGAAUGCUGUUGGUAUUUGGAUCAGGAUUGCACUGUAUUUGUAAAUUGCUUUGGGUAGAAUUGUCAUUUUCACAAUGUUGAGUCUACCUAUCCAUGAGCAUGGUAUAUUUUUCCAUUUAUGUAGAUCUCUUUUGGUUUCUUGCAGUAGUGUUUCAUAGUUCUCUUUGUAUAGGUCUUUUGUACCCCUGGUUAGAUUUUUUCCUAAGUAUUUUAUUUUUUUAGGAGCUAUUGUAAAUGGUUUGUUUUCCUGACUUCCUUUUCAUCUUUCUCUAUUGGCCUAUAGGAAUCCAACUGGUUUUUCUAUGUUUAUCUUGUAUCCCGCUACUCUGCUGAAUCUUUCUAUUAGUUCCAGUAGUGUUCUUGUGGAGUCUUUUGGGUUUUUUGUGUGUACUACCAUAUCCUCUGCAAAUAGGGACAGUUUUACUUCUUCCUUACCAAUUUGGAUGCCCUUUAUUUCUCUUUCUUGCCUUAUUGCUCUACCUAGGACUUCCAGUAUAAUGUUACAUAGGAGUGGUGAUAAAGGGCAUCCUUGUCUUGUUCUUGUUCUCAAGGGGAAUAUUUUCAGGUUCUUUCCAUUAAGAAUGAUGUUGGCUCUUAGUUUUGUAUAAAAAAAAAAAAUUGUAUAGAUGCCCUUUAUUAUGUUGAGGAAUUUCCCUUCUAUACCUAUUUUAUUGAGAGUUUUUUAUCAGGAAUGUGUGUUGGAUUUUGUCAAAUGCCUUUUCUUCAUCAAUUGAGAUGAUCAUGUGAUUCUUUUAUUUAUGUGAUGGAUUACGUUGACUGAUUUUCUAAUGUUGAAGCAUCCUUGCAUACCUGGUAUGAAUCCUACUUGGUUGUGGUGUAUUAUAUUUUUGACAUGAUGCUGAAUUCUAUUGGCUGGAAUUUUGUUGAGAAUUUUUGUAUUUAUAUUCAUGAGAGAUAUUCAUCUGUAAUUUUUUUCUUCUUGUGGUAUCUUUGUCUGGUUUUGGUAUCAGGGUUAUGCUGGCUUCAUAGAGUGAAUUCGGAGGUAUCACUUCCUUUUCUAUGUACUGGUGUAAGUUUUUCUCUGAAUGUUUGGUAGAAUUCUCCAGUGAAGCCAACUGGGCUGGAGCUUUUUUUUUUUUUAAUUACCUUUUCAAUCUCUUUUCUUGUUAUGGAUCUGCUCAGAUUUUCAACAUCAGCUUGUGUUAAUUUGGGUAGGUAGUGUGUUUCUAGAAAUUUGUCCAUUUCCUCUAGUUUUUCAAAUUUGUUGGAGUAAAGUUUUUCAUAACACUCUGUUAUGAUCCUUUUUAUUUAAUUUGUGUCUGUUGUAAUGUCCCCCAAUUCAUUUCUUAUUUGGGUUAUUUGUGUCCUCUCCUGUUUUUCUUUUGUUGAUUUGGCCCAGUGGUUUGUCAAUUUUGUUGAUCCUUUCAAAGAACCAACUUUUGGUUUUGUUGAUUCUUUCUGCUGUUUUUCUAGUCUCUAUUUCAUUUACUUCUGCUCUGAUCCUUAUUAUUUCCUUUCUUCUGGUGGCUGUUAGCUUCUUUUGCUCUUCUCUUUCUAUUUGUUCAAGUUAUGUAGCUAAAUGUUUUGAUUUUGUCCCUUUCUUUUUUUUUGAUGUGUGCAUGUGCUGCUAUAAAUUGACCUCCUAGCACUGUCAUUGCUGUGUUCCAAAGGUUUUGGUAUGACGUAUUUUCAUUCUUGGAAUUUUUUUAUUCCAUCUCUUAUUUUUUCUUUUACCCAGUGUUUUUUAAGCAGGAUGCUAUUCGGUUUCCAUGUAAUUGAUUUUUUUUCUUACUCUUCCUGUUGUUAAUUUCCACUUUGAUGAUGUUGUGUAUUAUCUCAAUGUUUUGGAUUUUGUUGAGGGUGGCUUUGUGGUCUAGGAUGUGGUCUAUUCUGGAGAACAUUCCAAGUGUGUUGGAAAAGAAUGUGUACUUUGUAGCCGUUGGGUGGAGU
Molecule: messenger RNA, 28246 nt
Organism: Loxodonta africana (African savanna elephant)
Lineage: Eukaryota; Metazoa; Chordata; Mammalia; Proboscidea; Elephantidae
Gene: PDK1
Product: pyruvate dehydrogenase kinase 1
Exons: 11
Coding region: 16-1332 (438 amino acids)
Biological process (GO): protein phosphorylation; regulation of glucose metabolic process
Cellular component (GO): mitochondrion
Molecular function (GO): pyruvate dehydrogenase (acetyl-transferring) kinase activity
Source: RefSeq, a predicted model, not a curated record